CAGGCAGCCGGAGCUCGCGCUCGCUCCAGGAUGUCGGGCUUCCUGGUGGAGCUGCUCGGCGAGAAGCUGGUGGCCGGCGGCGGCGAGGAGGUGGACGUGCACUCGCUGGGCGCCCGCGGGAUCUCCCUGCUCGGGCUCUACUUCGGCUGCAGCCUGAGCGCCCCCUGCGCGCAGCUCAGCGCCAGCCUGGCCGCCUUCUACGGCCGCCUGCGGGGGGACGCGCCGGGCCCGGGGCCGGGGAGCGGGGGCGCGGGCGCCGCAGCCCCCGCCGGGGCCGCCGCCGCGGAGUCGGAGCCGGAGCCGGAGCCGCGCCGCCGCCUCGAGAUCGUGUUCGUGUCCUCGGACCAGGACCAGCAGCAGUGGCAGGAGUUCGUGCGGGACAUGCCGUGGCUGGCGCUGCCCUACAAGGAGAAGCACCGGAAGCUUAAAUUAUGGAACAAAUACCGAAUUUCCAACAUUCCAUCACUGAUCUUCAUUGAUGCUACCACAGGGAAAGUUGUGUGCAGAAAUGGGCUGCUGGUGAUCCGAGAUGACCCAGAAGGUUUGGAAUUCCCUUGGGGACCCAAGCCCUUCAGUGAAGUCAUUGCCGGGUCUUUGCUUAGAAAUAAUGGCCAAUCACUGGACAGCAGCUGCCUGGAAGGGUCUCAUGUGGGAGUUUACUUCUCUGCCCAUUGGUGUCCGCCUUGCCGAAGUCUCACCCGAGUCCUGGUGGAGUCUUACCGGAAGAUCAAGGAGUCAGGACAGAAAUUUGAGAUUAUUUUUGUUAGCGCUGACAGGUCAGAGGACUCCUUCAAACAGUAUUUCAGUGAAAUGCCCUGGCUUGCUGUCCCCUACACUGAUGAAGCCCGGAGGUCACGUCUCAACCGACUCUAUGGAAUCCAAGGCAUCCCCACCCUCAUCGUGCUGGAUCCAAAGGGAGAAAUGAUCACCCGACAGGGGCGGGUGGAGGUCCUCAAUGAUGAAGACUGCCGGGAGUUCCCCUGGCACCCCAAGCCUGUACUGGAGCUCUCCGACUCCAACGCCGUGCAGCUCAAUGAGGGCCCGUGCCUCGUUCUCUUUGUAGAUUCUGAGGAUGACGGUGAAUCUGAUGCUGCCAAGCAGCUCAUCCAGCCAAUCGCAGAGAAGAUCAUCGCCAAGUACAAAGCCAAAGAGGAGGAGGCCCCGCUUCUGUUCUUUGUGGCAGGAGAGGAUGACAUGACAGACUCCCUGAGAGAUUACACCAACCUACCCGAGGCGGCCCCACUGCUCACCAUCCUGGACAUGUCGGCCCGAGCUAAGUACGUGAUGGACGUGGAGGAGAUCACGCCCGUCAUUGUGGAGGCCUUUGUGAACGACUUCCUAGCAGAAAAGCUAAAGCCAGAGCCCAUCUAACGGAACCUUGGCCUCCCUGGACAUUAUUUAAAACUCAGCCACCUCCUCCUCCCCCUUCCUCUGCACCCUCGGACUUUUCAGCUGUGUUUUUGGUGCACUCACUGAUCCUGAUGUCUGACCUCUUUGUGGUGCCUUUUUUUUCUGCAUUUGGUCCUUCUUGCCAGCUCCCUGAGGGGUGCCUCCUUCCAAAUGGCAGAAGAGUCCAUGUGUCUUGGAGCCUGCUUCUGCUUCACAGAUGAUUUAGCUGGGCCAGAACCGGGAUCCUCACAGUGAAAUCCUUGCGAGGGUAUGCUCCCCCCGGGUUAGGCAGCAAGUGGGCAUUUCAUUUGGUUCUCCAUUUCUCGGCAUCUUUUACGCAUCUUCCAGGUUACUCCCCUCUCCAGACGUGUACACACUCAUGCACACACACCUAGGACUCUUCAGCAAAUAGAAGGGUGGUUGUUGGUGCCUGUCAUUAGGUGUCCUUUUCUCUUGGCUAAAGAAAAGGAAAGUCACUACUUCCCAACUCCAGGGUUCUGAUGGGCUCCUCCUAAGCCAGGAGGUCUUUGUCAUCACUGGUGAUAAAAAGAGCUGCAAGGAAACCCAAGAGAAGAGGGUCUCUCUUCUCCCCCAGCCUCCCCGCACAGGGCCCACCUUCUAGGAACAGUCCCCCUGCUGCCUUCACUUACACACAUUGUUCUCCCUGCUCCCUGACCAAGGAAUUCUGCCACCUGUCCUCAGAGGGGCCCAACACACUGAGCCCAGACCCUGAGGAAAACUCUUAAGAAACAACCCCCUGGCUGAGGUGGCAUCAGAGACCCCAUCACAGCGUCCAUGGCCCAAUGCCCUUUUCUAGAGGUUGGUGAGCCUGGAUCCAGUCCCUGCUUCACUCGCAGGGCCCCUUGGCUCUCACAAGAUGAAAAGCACAAAUCAGAACCCUUCCCCAAGAUGAUGUGGCAUGGUCCCCUUCCUUAGAGAGGAGGAAACUCAGGCCCACAGAGGGGGAGUGACUUGCCCAAGGUCACACAGGUAGUAAGUGACAGAGUCAGGAUUUGAACCCAGGUCCCCAGGCUCUAAAUUCACUGUUCUUUCCGCUGCAUCUCACUGCUUCCAUCCCACACCUAAAUGAAUGCAUCCAAAAGAGCAGCGUUAUCUGGAGCCAGGAAUUGGAGGCCUCUGGAUAGAGCUGUGCCUGGCCUUCCUCUGACUUGGGCACAGACCGGCCUCUGGGAAAGGGGUCUGAGAAGACCCAGCUCCCUAAGAGGAAGCUGUUGACUUUGCUCACCUUUGCUGUGUUGUUUUGUUUCUUGUAGUUCAAAGGGUAGGAAGUUAGUCGUUAAUGAUGGCCCAGGUCUGAAAAGCGGUCACUUAAAAAUAAAACAGGCACCUUUGGGUUUUUCA
Molecule: messenger RNA, 2751 nt
Organism: Trichosurus vulpecula (common brushtail)
Lineage: Eukaryota; Metazoa; Chordata; Mammalia; Diprotodontia; Phalangeridae
Gene: NXN
Product: nucleoredoxin
Exons: 8
Coding region: 31-1371 (446 amino acids)
Molecular function (GO): thioredoxin-disulfide reductase (NADPH) activity
Source: RefSeq, a predicted model, not a curated record